This is a messenger RNA of Rotaria sp. Silwood2, 1929 nucleotides long. The record is from the annotation of a GenBank genome assembly. Lineage: Eukaryota; Metazoa; Rotifera; Eurotatoria; Philodinida; Philodinidae.
AUGAUAAUUUUAUGCAAUAUUAUUAUUUUACACUGCGAAAUUUCGAACGACAAUAGUCCAGACACUGUGAUUCAUAUACAAGAUGCACAUUUACUCAUGCAAUAUGGGCAAAUUACAAUAGAAGGCAGUACAGACGAAACUGAAACAUCGACAUAUAUAACAACGACUUUAAUUGAAACAACAAUUUUUACGACAAAUAUUUCAUUAACAACUGAUACCAUUAGUGUUUCUUCACAUACCAGCACGACUACAUCUGCAAAUGGCUCAGAAACUUCAACUACCACUACUCCUCCUCCUAAUACUUGCAAUGACACGUCGCAAAUACAAUGGAUUAAUGGUACAUGUAUUUCAAAAUCCGAAGCGCAGACACUUUCAGUCAAUAUUUUACGCAAUAAUUCCACCAAUUCAACUGAAAAAUCCAAUGCUCUGUUUUUAUAUUUCGGUUCAACUGAUAGUUUCCCUCCAAAGUCAAAUGCAACUAAUCUUUUAACACCUGGUGACAUUGAUGACAUAGUUGAUGGAUUGAAUAAUGUCAGCCCAAUAAACUCAAGCACAGGGUUUCUUUUCGCACUACCAACAAAAAAUGGAACUGAUACUUUGCUAGGAGGUUCAUUUAAUCCUACAGCAAAUACUGAAAUCGUUACAAACAAUAAUAAAAUGCGUAUACUCAAUUCGAGUGCAUUAGCUGCAGCUAUUAUUGAUAAUGAAACAGUGCAUAAUACUGAGAGUAUUAGCGUAUUUAUACUGCAUGAAUCUAAAGCAUAUAAAAAUUUAGAUAUUUCAAAUAAUCAAUCUCUUGUAUCACCAGUAAUCAUAUUUGGUGUCAAGAAAAAUGUUAGUAAUUCUUCAAUCACUACUUUUUUAUAUUUUCAAGUUUCAAAAGAGAAUGAAAUGCAUAAUCAUGACCAAUAUAAAUGUUCAUUCUUUAAUAGUAAUACUUCCAAAUGGGACACAGCUGGUUGUACCAAACCUAAAUACAACGAAACUCACACUCGUUAUGAAUGUAGUUGUAAUCAUCUUACAACAUUUGCUCUUAUUUGGUCACCGAAUCUAGCAAAUACAACAUAUCUCACUUCUCAAGACAUUGCGUCAAUGAUAUUUCUAUCAGUUUCUAUUCUCUGUUUCAUUGCAGUAAUUAUUCAUAGCUUCACUACUCGUCUUCUCAAUCGUCUUAUGUCAAUGAAUGCGCGUGAUUUACUUCCAUUGAUUUCAUCUGCAAGUACAACUAUUCUUUUUAUAUUUUUUAUUGCACUUAGUAUGACAGUAUAUACUCAAACAACACCUGAAAAUGGAACAAAAUGUUUUUUAAGUUCAAUGGGAUUUAAGUCUAACUCAUCGUAUAAUAUAACUCAAUUACAUAAAAAUAAACUUUGUUGGUUUACUCAAGAUGUUGUCUAUUAUUUUAUGACAAUACCUAUUGGCAUAUUUCUUCUACUAAAUUUAAUCACAAUAAUUUUUGUCGCUAGACGUAUUAUUAAUCAUGUUCGAUAUGCUAGAUCUCCUCAUCAUACGUAUAAACGCAUGAAACAAUUUGUUAUUGUUUUAUUAUCAUCCUCUGUUACUCAAGGAAUAGGAUGGUUAAUUGGCCCAAUCUUAACAAUUGUUAAUUCCAAUGUUGGAAAUAUUUUAUCAUGGUUUUUUAUUGUUUGUAAUGGGCUUGAAGGAGUUUGGACAAUACUUUUAUACAUCAUAAUUCGAUCAGAACGUAUGAAUGAACCAAAACGAGUUACUCAUGGUAAAAAACAUAUGAAGAAGUUAUUUUUAGCAUCAGCUAAAAACAAGAAAAAGGAAAAAAUAACUGAUUUCAAUAGUGUCUCAGGAAGAAUACAUCAAGUUAGUCAUCGAAAUGAUCGAAAGUACAGGUCGAUAUUUGAUGAUCUUUAUGACACGAAAUCUGUUGAUUGGCAAACAAGCAUUUAUCCAGCAUAA